Molecule: messenger RNA, 1529 nt
Organism: Capsaspora owczarzaki ATCC 30864
Lineage: Eukaryota; Filasterea; Ministeriida; Capsasporidae
Product: cytohesin 1
Exons: 11
Coding region: 108-1322 (404 amino acids)
Biological process (GO): regulation of ARF protein signal transduction
Molecular function (GO): guanyl-nucleotide exchange factor activity
Source: RefSeq, a predicted model, not a curated record
GAUCAUCAUCAUUGUUUUCUGUGAGAUCAAGGAAUUUCAAACAAACCCCCCCCCUUCCUUUGAGAUUUCGAGUUCCAAGCAACAAACCCAUCGAAAUACCUGCUCAGAUGACACUUGGCGGAGAACCUUUGCUGGGUGCCGAUCUCAACACGUCCGAACGCAGGACGGUCGCACGGCUCGGUCAGCGCAAGGAGCGCCUGCGGGAAGAAAUCCGACACCUGAAGGAGGAGGUCUCCAAAAUCCAAGCAGAGCUCGCUGCGCUGGACGCUCAGGCACCGAAAGCAGACACUGCCCCUGAUGAUGACGAGGCCCUGAAGGCCCGUCAGCUCAACAUUGGCAAGAAAAAGUUCAACAUGGAUCCAAAGAAGGGCCUCCAAUACCUCACCGACAAUGGCCUGAUUCAACUAACACCCGAAGCAGUCGCCAAGUUCUUGCUGGAGAGCGACAUGCUGAGCAAGACUGCCAUUGGCGAUUAUCUCGGCGAGCUGAAGGAGUUCAACCUCGCUACGUUGCAGCGUUUUGUUGAUUUGCAAAAAUUCGGAGGCAUGACGUUCGACACCGCAUUAAGAAAAUUCCUGUCGAGUUUUCGCCUGCCUGGAGAGGCCCAGAAGAUUGAUCGCAUGAUGGAACGCUUCGCUGACAAGUACUGCAAGGAAAACACGGACGUAUUUGCGCAUCCAGACACCUGCUACGUUCUGGCAUUCUCAAUUAUCAUGCUCAACACGGACUUGCAUAAUCCGAGCAUCAAGAAUAAGAUUACGCUCGAGGGCUUUAUCAAGAACAAUCGUGGCAUCAAUCAGGGCCAAGAUUUGGCACCAGAGUUCCUCUCUGUGCUGUACGAUCGGAUCAAGAACGAAGAGCUGGAAAUGCCAAAAGACGAAGACGGGACGGACAUGUCGUACACGUUCUUCAACCCCGAGCGAGAAGGCUGGCUGACCAAGCAAGGCGGACGCAAAAAGAACUGGCGCAAGCGAUGGUUUGUCUUGACUGGUAACUGCCUGUACUACUUCAAGGAGACGGCUGAUCCCCACCCGCUCGGCAUCAUCCCGCUUGAGGAUUUGCGAGUGCGCGAUGUCAGUGUGGCCUCCAAGCGAGCCCACUGCUUUGAGAUUUACAACGCAACGGACGGUUUCAUCAAGGCCUGCAAGACAUCAUCUGACGGCACCGUGGUCGAAGGUCGUCACGAGCGCUAUCUGAUCUGUGCUGCCAACGGAGACGAGAUGAACGACUGGAUCAACAGCAUCAAUGCCAGUAUCAAGUGCAACCCGAUCGUCGAGCUGCAGCGCAUCAAGAAGGCCAAGGUCACCGAUGCAACUAUUUGAACAAUGGGCGACAAAGUAGUAAUCUUUACUAUCGACUUUUUGCGACUCGACUAUUGUUGUAAAUACCCCCCCCCUUUUGCUUGUGUGUUUUUGUGUUUGCUUCUUCUCUUGUCCUACUCUUCCUUGCGGAUGUGUUGUCGUGUUUGAGUGUGUCUGAGGUUUUUACAAUUCUGCUUUUACUCCCAAAAUGUACCAUUCUCAACUCGA